Messenger RNA from Procambarus clarkii (red swamp crayfish), 702 nucleotides. NCBI's taxonomy places the organism in Eukaryota, Metazoa, Arthropoda, Malacostraca, Decapoda, Cambaridae. The record is from RefSeq and is a predicted model, not a curated record.
GUGGGAGCGUCGCUGUUCGCCAGCAACAUCGGGUCGGGUCACUUCAUAGGCCUGGCUGGGUCCGGGGCCGCGGCUGGGAUUGGUGUGGCGGGCUUCGAGCAGAGCGCCGUGUACAUCCUGAUGCUGCUGGGGUGGCUGUUCGUGCCUGUGUACAUGAGCUCCGGGGUGUACACCAUGCCCGAGUACCUGAGAGAGAGGUUCGGCGGACAGCGGAUCAGGGUCUACCUCUCCUUCCUGGCGCUCCUCCUCUACAUCUUCACCAAGAUCUCCGCGGACCUAUACGCCGGAGCUUUGUUCAUCCAGCUGGCGCUGAACAAGACGUCCCCAGAGUGGCUGUACCAUGAGCAUCUCUUCCUGCUGGCCGUGGCCGCCAUCUUCACCAGCUCCGGGGGUCUCACCGCCGUGGUCUGGACCGACUUCGUCCAGACCAUUCUCAUGAUCGUCGGGGCCUUCAUCCUCAUGGUCAUGUCAUUUAUUGCUGUGGGAGUCGAGUCCCUGGUGGAGCGCUUUGCCUACGCCACGGCCAGCGUGCGGGCGGUGGACGCAAGCAACAAGUCCUGCGGGGAGCCGCCUAGUGAUUAUAUGCACCUCCUCCGGACCAUUGAGCCGGGCAAGAGUGACUACCCCUGGACGGGUAUGGUCUUUGGUCUUACUAUCAACUCCAUCUGGUACUGGUGUACUGAUCAGGUUAGUGACUGGUGU